Molecule: messenger RNA, 846 nt
Organism: Caenorhabditis elegans
Lineage: Eukaryota; Metazoa; Nematoda; Chromadorea; Rhabditida; Rhabditidae
Gene: nhr-223
Product: Nuclear receptor domain-containing protein
Exons: 4
Coding region: 1-846 (281 amino acids)
Biological process (GO): DNA-templated transcription; regulation of DNA-templated transcription
Cellular component (GO): nucleus
Molecular function (GO): DNA-binding transcription factor activity; zinc ion binding; DNA binding
Source: RefSeq, marked reviewed
AUGUUCUUCCGACGGCAGGCUAUCAGAAAAUGUGCUCUAAGACCGUGCUCCGGAGGUGAAGCUUGCUACAGAGAUACUCCUCUGAUACUUGGCUGUCAAUUCUGCAGAUUCCAAAAAUGCAUUGAAGUCGGCAUGAAUAUCAAGGCAUUGCUCCAAAAAACAUCCCUUGAAUCACUGAUCAAUUUUAUAUCAGAUGUCGAUUUCGAGCGAUGCAUAACAUUUUUAAACUUUUAUCCUAAACAAGCAGGUUACACAAUUUGGAAUGUUGUCGAGAACUUUCCAAUUGAAUAUAUACAUAGAUCCCAACCUUUGAACUAUAGAUGUUGGUUGUUUUUGACAGCUGUUUCAACCAUCGACUUUAUGAAAAAGUUUCCAUUUGUAUUCUUAUCAAAUUCACAUGACCAGACGAUUAUUCUACGAAAGAAAUUUGUGAAAGUCGCAAGUUUCUGUGAAGCGUUUCGAGUAUAUUUAUUUCGAGACAAACAAUUGGCAUUUCCCGAUGGAUCAAGUAUUUUGAUAGAGGGGUUAGACUCUGAACUUGGAGAUCGGAUUAAAUAUAGAUUGGUUGUAACGUUCUUUGAGCUUCAUAUUACAAACGAGGAAUUUUUGUUACUGCUUGUGCUUCUUUUCAGCAAUCCAGCUAUUGAAAGUCUGUCCCAAACUGGAAGCCGUCUCUUAUCUGCGUACCAAAACUACUACAGUUCCAGCCUUCUUGAAUAUUGCAUGCUAACUUAUCUAAAAAAUGGCCCAACUAGAUUCGCCGAAUUAUUGGACGUAUUUCAAGUGUUGACUAAUCCAGAGUUUCAACUUGACGAAAUCGUGAAAGAAGGCUUCAAUUUGUUAUAA